Messenger RNA from Drosophila takahashii, 2462 nucleotides. RefSeq names its product serum response factor blistered (gene bs). Lineage: Eukaryota; Metazoa; Arthropoda; Insecta; Diptera; Drosophilidae. Gene Ontology annotation, biological process: positive regulation of transcription by RNA polymerase II. The record is from RefSeq and is a predicted model, not a curated record. Gene Ontology annotation, molecular function: DNA-binding transcription factor activity, RNA polymerase II-specific; RNA polymerase II cis-regulatory region sequence-specific DNA binding; protein dimerization activity.
AAAAAUUAAAUGUAAACAAAAAGCCAUACAGAAACUAAAAGCCAUAAUAAGCAACCAGAACUUUAGCUGCAAACACAAACCACGAAAUUCGACACAAUUCAAAUUUGCCGCCCAGCCGCUACUUCGCAACACUCGAGCGCUUCAAAUACAGGGUGAUUCCUGCAGCCAGGGGCUGUCAGCUGUCAUUUUUCCUGUGUGUGUGUGUGCGCAUUGCAAAACGUCGGCGUUGCACCGAAAACUUAAAAAAGUCGCGUUCCUGGCCGAAAACCCGGGUUGUUAGCCAAUUCGCGUGGUUUUGCGGCCCAAGAACUUGGCCCCCAGGCAGCCGGGCAUCGAGAAACCGCCCCAGAAACGCGCCGCCGCAGCCCAGAAGACGAGAAACGCCUGCGAAACGCGCGCGCUGUGUCUGUUUUCCCGUGUGCGGUGUUAUUUUUGGAAUAUAAAGCGAGAUCUGAUCGGAAAAGUGUGCCGCGGCCGGAUUUCUGUAGAUAGAUAUCUAUAACCCACAAAGAACCCACAAGACGCAAUAAUAGACGCGCGCGGUGCCUUGGAUUUCUACGGCUCCACGGUGGAGAACUUUUACCUCAGAAUGGAUCCGACGCGAGGUGACUCGCGCUACAAUCUCAACUACUCGAUGAGUAGUAUUGGGCUGAGUCUGGCGGAUCCGGCGGACAUGUACGGCAAUCCCGCCCUGGGGGCGGGUCGUCCGCCCUCCGGCGGGCUGCUCCAGAAUAUGGGCGGCGGUGUGCCGCCCAUGCAGCGGGCCAAUCCCGCCGGCGGAGGAGCACCACCUGCCACCCAAUGCCAAACGCUCCACAGCCCACAGCACGCCUCCCAACAGCAGCAGCAGCAGCAACAACAGCAACAGCAGCAACAUCAGCAGCAGCAGCAGCAACAUCCCCAACAGCAACAACAGAGGGGCCUCAAGCGAUCCGGCAGCGAUUGCUACGAGGAUCACCAUCGGUCCUCCGGCGGAGGACUCACCCUCCAAGGACUCGACAAUGUGACCACUGGCACCGUGGACGACAGCGUGGACAACUACAAUCCCUUGCCCAACAAGAAGUCGCCGCCCGCCAAUGGCAAAAAGACAAAGGGACGUGUCAAAAUCAAAAUGGAAUACAUCGACAACAAGCUGCGUCGCUACACGACCUUCUCCAAGCGCAAAACGGGCAUCAUGAAGAAGGCCUACGAGCUGUCCACGCUGACCGGGACGCAGGUGAUGCUGCUGGUGGCCAGCGAGACGGGCCACGUGUACACAUUUGCCACGCGCAAGCUGCAGCCGAUGAUCACCUCGGAGGCGGGCAAGCAGCUCAUCCAGACCUGCCUCAACUCGCCGGAUCCGCCCAGCGUGGGCGGCGGCGACCAGCGGAUGUCGGCCACCGGAUUCGAGGAGACGGAGCUCAGCUACAACAUCGCCGACGAGGACUCGAAAGAUGACCGAUCGCCUACCUCGUCGGGCAACGAGUCGGAUGAUUCGUCGGAUGUGGAGAUGCCAGCGGAGGCUGCCGAGGUGGCGGCCAAGUCACAACCGGCCAGCAAAACAGAGCUAUCAGCGCCUCCUGCGUCCGCACCGUCUUCUGCCUCAUCUGCUGGCCCCAAAACCAUGCCAGCAUUGAACUAUCAGACUGAGACUAACAACGGACCCUCGACGUCCACAGGCGCUGGAGGAGGAGGAACCCCGGCGGUUUACUCGGCUGCCUCGAUUGCCAACAUACCGCAGAAAAUGCUCAGGCAACUCAUACAGUCGGGCCACUUGCAGCUGCACGCCGAAGAGGAUGGCAAUCAGUAUGUUACCAUACCACUCAGCUCCACGGCGGCCAAUCUGAUCAAGAGCAACAAGCUAACAGCCUCCGGAUCAGGAACUUCUGGUUCGGGAACUCCAGCCUCCAAGAGCGAUCCCAGUGCUCCCGAGAAACCCUUGACCAUCAAGCAGGAAUACGAUUAACCCACUGCUUAUCCAAGAUUACUGAGAACUGCGUUUAACCACACUUGCCCACACCAUCUGAAAAUGAAAACAGCAUCAGCAGGAGAUUACCAUUACACCAUUACCCAUUACUCUCUUAAAGUCUAUCCAAAGUUUUCGCGUCAUCCGUGAGGGAUGACGAUCGCCUGCUAAGUCUAAGUCAUACUAUAUCUACUAUACCGUAUAUAUACUAUUUUUUAUACCUAUACAAGGAGAAGUGAGAAGAGAUGAGAAAAAAAAAAGAAAACCCUGAUCUGGUACCCAAGAUGCCAGCGGCAUAUCUACAUACGUAAGUUUUAAAAGUUUUGCAAGUUAUACCACGUAAAGGCAUUAAACUGAUAUCGAUGAUUGAAUGAGAAACGGAAAAUGGAAAACGGAAAGUAAGGAUGAUAUGGAUGUUCCUAAAUCACAGAGAUCAUGUUGCUUUGUUACUAGUUUAUAUUGUUUUAUUAUACAAUACAUAAAUACAUAUAAACCACUUUUUUUGCAUAAAACCAAA